GUCUGAAAAUAUCGGAGCAUGUAUUAAAAGCGAUUUUCUAGAGAAACGAACCGAACGACCAACCGUACACCGUCAGAAAUCAACGCGUAUACGCGAUAAUUGCACCUGUGAUUCUCUCAAAUUGGAAGGAGCAAUAAACUCUACACGAGGCGAGUGAUAUAUUCCCCUACCUACCUGAUGAAAUCACUUCGAAAUUGGCGGGAUAAGGUGAGAAAAAUAAUAUUAUCCAGACAGUUGACUCAAGUCGGUGAUCGGAGUGGGAUAAGUGUUGAUUCAAUUUUAAUGACUUUAGGCAACAAUUUCGCGAAAGAAUUUAAAUUCUUUUCGAUUUAACGUGAUUGCAAACGCAUCGAAUCUUAGAAAUUUUCAACGUCCAGCCAUAUUUUCGUUCUAUUUUAUAAACAUUCACUUUACAAAAACAUAUUCAAAAAUAAUGAUUAUUUGCUAAUUAGUCGAUAAAUUAUCAUAAUGUUUCCAUGGCUAUCUGCCAUUUUAAUGACACGAACUAAUCGAGUUUACGAUUAAUGUUACAUGACCACGCGUGUCACGUGUUAGUUAGGUAGUUCGCCGCUCGAUCAUGAAUCGUCAUGUAUGACGUCAUUGAAAAGAACCAAAUAAAUCCCAUUCGACUCGCACAAGCGUACGCACGAGAAUACCAAUUGUUGAGAAAUUUCUUCGAAAACGAUCGAAACCGUCCGAUUUACAUCCGACCAAUUGCAUUUUGCAUCGCGUGGGAUACUGUAAAAUGGAAAUGAAUGCAUCCUCUCGGCCGUUUGGAUCGAUCGCGUGAUAUUCGAUGUACGGUGAAUUCGAUAUCCUUCUGUAUCGCGUUCGUCUUUCCAUGGAAAAAAGAAAAAAAAGAUUUCCUAGUAUUACAUACUCUUUUCCUGAUGCUGAAUCACUCGCCUUGAAUGUAUUAUUAAUUAAAAAUAGAUUCCUCGAAGAAAUAUCGAGAUCUUCGCCGAUAAUCUUAAAUAUAAUAAUUUAGAUAAAUCACUCUUAUAUCUUAAUCGCUAAUAAAUGCAAAAGAAAUCUAGUAGUAGCUUUAAUCUAAUUAUCGAGCUUUUGAUUUUACAAAAAAAAAAAAAAAGAAUUACAAGAACGAAUAUUAAGAUAACGAAUUACUACGUUUUUUACAAUUAUCUUUAUUCGCGUUGCAAGGAAAAUUUUAAAUUUAAAAUACUUCUUUUCUCACGUUUAAAUUUGCAUUGCUCGAUUCAGGAACGUACAUACACACGUGCAUACAUAUAUUAGGAACGAAGAAAGAGGCGCCAUACAUAUCGAGCAACGGAUCCAGUAGUUGAAACGAGAACUGUUCUCGAACGAUUUUGCGAAUCAAUUAUUGAUCUACGAUCUACAAUCUAUUUACAAUAAGAUCUCCCACCACCAUCGCCGGUCGAGAUAGCGCACGUGCGUAUGCCCGGACAUCAGCACAUCGCAUCCAUGCAUAUGAGCGGUCGAAGUGCCGACAAACGAACUAAAGCUUCUUUUAUCAGUCGGCCACGACCGUGUGAGGCAAACAGUUGAGUACGCGCGGCGGUGGUGCGUUUACGGGUGCGAGAACAGGCAACGGCUUCUUCUUUUUCCUCGUUUCCCGUUUUACCGCGCCUUUGUGCAUUCCCUUCCUCCGAGCAACAUUUCCACAACGCUGGAUCGAUCAUUGAUCACGAUCCUCCGUCACCGCACGACGAAACCAACUUUCCGUUUCGGCUCACGUACAACUGAUCGAGAAGAGUCCCGUACGAAAUUGCACGCGACUUCGACAACGAGAUCGGACAGCGACAGAGCAGAAGUGGCAGGGUUAAUCGAAUAUCAAGGAACAAUAAACGCUUUACGAGGAAAUAUCGACACGCUGGCGCAAAUUCUUCAAUAUAUCGUUACUACAUCAAGGCUGACCGAGAUAGGUAGGUCCGACGUGAAAGUAUCUCAGGUCGAUCCCGGACUUUGCCAAUUUCGUAGAGGAUACUACAAGAUCGUCCGCCAACACCGAACUCGAUAUGGUCGUUUCUCCGGUCUCGUCGACUGAACCGGCGCUGUUCAACGUGACUGAUAUAAAAUUAAACGACUGCGCGGAUCACAAUGAGCAUCUAGCAAACAAACUUAAUAACAGGGGAGUUAAGGAUCACGCGUUUACUAUACAGCGAGACGAUAUGUCGAACGGAAAGGAUAAUUAUGCCUUAGAUUUCGACUGCAUAGAGAAGGCGAUCGACAACAAAUUAAAUUCAUCCGCCGACAUCAAAGCGGAACCCGAUAUCGUGAAGAAAGUGGCAGCGGGUCUGAAAAGUCCUAAUGGCCAAAAGAACAAAACGGACAUGUCACUACCCAAUCUCGGUGGUGGAACACUUUCAAGUGGAUGUUCGAUAGUGACGAUCUCUUCCGUCGCAAAUUCAGAUCCCGAUCCUGAGUUCCAUAAUAACACGGAUGGGUUUGGUAACAGCGCAUACAGACGCGAAAGAUGGUAUCAGACCACCCUUCAAGUCGCUGUGCCUUUCUUUAUCGCCGGGAUAGGUACAAUCGGUGCUGGUCUCGUACUCGAGAAUGUCAAGGACUGGCCAGUAUUUCGCACCGUUUCUCAAUUAAUCAUUCUUGUCCCUUCGCUGUUGGGUCUGAAAGGAAAUCUCGACAUGUGCUUGGCAUCGCGUUUAUGUACCCAAGCCAAUCUGGGGAAUAUGCAUGAGUUUCGAGAGAUCGUGAAAAUGAUAAUCGGUAACAUCGCGUUGGUGCAGAUACAGGCGAUUGUCGCGGCCAUUUUGGUAUCAAUUUUUGCGAUUAUUUCCGCGAUAGCAGAAAGUAGCGAGUACAGUUUCGAAUGGAAUCAUUGCCUGUUAUUGGCCGCCUCCAGUGUAUCCACCGCCACGAGUUCUUGUUUUAUUCUAGAUUUUGUGAUGAUUGUCGUCAUCAUAAUCUCAUACCGAUGUAAAAUGAAUCCUGAUAAUUUAGCCACACCUUUGGCUGCCUCCUUCGGAGACGUCGUAUCAAUCAGCAUGCUAUCCACAAUCGCAUCGGCGUUAUUCGAUAGAAUGACUGGUUCUAUACCAUGGAUUUUAUAUAUUAUACUCGGCUGUUAUUUGUUGAUUUUACCAUUUUGGAUUUAUGUAGUGCUCAAGAAUAAAUAUACUAGAAACGUUUUAGCAUCUGGAUGGAUUCCAGUUUUAUCGGCAUUAUUCAUCAGUGGAUGUGGAGGUUUAGUUCUCAGUGGAGUCGUUGACCAUUUCACAGGAUUCGCCAUCUUUAAUCCAAUAAUAAACGGAAUUGGUGGUAAUUUAGUCUCCGUGCAAGCAUCUAGAAUCUCAACUACGUUGCAUCAAACAACGAUUAUGGGAAUUUUACCGCCACACUCGAAAAUAUUCAUUGCCCCGUGGAAGGCGCUCUUUACAGGCACACUAUACGCGAAAACAGCCAGAAUACUCAUUUGUAUGGCGAUUUUCGGUGAACUAAUCUUCAUUUUCGCCGCUGAUUACAUCCAAUGGGGAAAGUCCACUUUACACAUAUACUUCGUAGUAUCUUACAUUGUUAUGGCCGUUCUUCAAGUCAUGUUGUUGCUUUACGUGGCGCAUAUUAUUAUUCACGCUAUGUGGCGAUUCAAGAUAGAUCCGGAUAAUUCCGCCAUACCGUAUCUGACAGCUUUGGGCGAUCUUUCAGGGACGAUAUUUUUAGCAGCAGCAUUUUGGUUUCUCGAAAUGAUACAUCGCGAUUACACAGGCAAAUAGGGAUUAACUGAUGUAGAGAGAAUGAAACAUAAUGAGAAUUUUGUAUAUGAAUUUUUCCUUCGAAUGUGUGUGAUGCAUUAAUUUGAAGGAUGUUAAAUCGUGUCGAAAGAUGUUCGAAAAACGAGACAAGAGAAAACGAAGAUUAAUUAAAAGAGCGAGUGUUACGUGGAAACGAGUACAGUGCGUUAUUGCGGAACGAUCUGAUUGAUCUGAGAGGGACAAAAGAGCACAGAAUUAUUUUUCUCUAUUAAGGGACCAUCUUAAUGAUACGUUAGUCGCGUUAAUUAGUCGCGCACAUUGAACAUAGUGGAUUAGAACAAAAAAAUAUGUCGCUCUUCUUGAAAUAGACAUUAAUAGAAAAAAAAAGUACAAUGACACCGAUUCUAAUAUAACUAGAUCAAGCUUCGUCAUGGUGUAAUUUAUUAUGAUCUAAUGAUCUUACAGUCCCUAUUACAUCAUAGCAAAAAGAAAAAAAGAAAAAAAAGAGAUGAACAUUGCAAGAUAAACAUAUUAACUGACGAUUAUUUAGAGUUAUAAGAUUAAUACAAUUUUUUAUAAGAUUUUAAUUAUGCUUAAUCGAAGAAACAAACUUCAAAAUAUUUUAAAUGUAGUAAUAUAUGAUUGCACCUAGGAGUGCACAUAAGUAUUUUCAACGUAAUCGUAAUAAGCAAAAGACCUAGUCAGUAUUUUAACACUGAUUUAUAAUUGCGUUGUAAGAUCAUAAUAUUAGAAAAAAUUAAUUUGUACUAUGGUACAUAUUAUUUUUAAAGUAGAAAUUAUAUUUGCAAUUUGCAGAAAUUUAAAAUAGAAUGCUUUGUAAUAAUAGAUAAAAUUAACUUUAAAAUACUUUUAUUAUUAAUAUUAGAAAUUUAAAUAACUUCUUGUCAUAAUAGAACAACAAAAAAUAAUAAGCUUUAAAUAUUUUAUAUAUUGUAACAAAAUAUUUCUUUUCCUUCAAUUAUGAGUUAAAAUUUUAAAAUUAAAAAGUAUUUCUGAUUAAACAAUCAAUUUGAGAUUAUCAGAAUUAUAUAUUUAUAUAUUUUACAAAAACAUGUAUUGAUUGAUUUUGUAAUAACAUAUAAUUUGUAUAAUUUAGCAUAAUUUACCGAAAGCAAUUUAAACAAAGUACAUGUUCAUUAAAUGAUAUUGAACAAUGUACUAUGUUUUUAGUUCCUUAAAUAGUAUUAUAUAAUAGUAAUAUACAAAUCUUAAUGAAAAACUUUGCAUAGCGACCUGUGAUUUAAAAUGAUAGCUCUUAUAAAUAAAAUAUGUAAAGAAUUUUAUUCUUUCAAAUAAAAGUUUAUAUUUCUAAA
Messenger RNA from Apis cerana (Asiatic honeybee), 5023 nucleotides. Its product is annotated as solute carrier family 41 member 1. Gene Ontology annotation, molecular function: monoatomic cation transmembrane transporter activity. The record is from RefSeq and is a predicted model, not a curated record. Lineage: Eukaryota; Metazoa; Arthropoda; Insecta; Hymenoptera; Apidae. Gene Ontology annotation, cellular component: plasma membrane. Gene Ontology annotation, biological process: monoatomic cation transport.